Messenger RNA from Lactuca saligna, 933 nucleotides. The record is from the annotation of a GenBank genome assembly. NCBI's taxonomy places the organism in Eukaryota, Viridiplantae, Streptophyta, Magnoliopsida, Asterales, Asteraceae.
AUGUGGCACAUCCACGAGUAUGAGGUGAAGAGCGACGUCCUUUUCCUUCCCGGCAUCAUUGGUCCGGUUGAGCGGCAAGAUCGGGAGAAAGCGCCGAAAACUUACGGGAAGACGAUUCACUUUUUUGGCAGCAGACUUCAAAACCCAUUUGUUGGGGCAGCUUUCCAAUCUUCCUUAAAGCCAAGAAACGUGAACUGUUUGGGUUAUCUUGGAAACAAAUUUCCCAUAAAACCUCGGUAUGAUAUCAUUCCACGUGCCAAGAAAAACGACUGGAUAUCUCACGGGAUUAGGUUCUCACAAUCAUUCGGGGAAAAUGUUGAGAUUUUAUGGAAGAAUAUGGGAUUAAGAAGUGGGUUUGUGGUGAAGUCUGUGAAAGAGCCUUUCACUAGAAGCAAAGCUAUAGUUAGGUCAUUAUCCAUAGUCUGGGAGGAAGGUUUGCUUCUAUUCCAGUGUUCUGUUUUCUAUGAUGUGAUAUCUGGGCUUGAGGAGUUCCGUAAAAAGAAAGCAGCAGCUAAAAAAGCUGCAUCCAGUAAUUCUGUUAAUGGAGACUUACAUGAAGUAAAAACUUCAGUUGCUGAUGCUAUAAACACUUUCAAUAAACCUUCUACAAAUAAUAAUCCAGAGGAGGAUAAUAAUCAUAGCAAUUUGAAUCAUUACAGUAAUAUAGGUGCAUUGUUAGGGACAUAUGAAGAUAACACAUUUAAAUCCGAGUCAAAGAAGCCUCAUCUCAAGUCAAUUGGCUCUCUUAACCUUGGAGGGGUAUCAGCGGAAGAAGCUGAAAAGAUUGCUUCAACAAUCCAUUGUGAUAAGUUAUCUGAUAUAGGUUCCGAGUAUGAAGGGUUUUUGAUUGACACAGCUGAUAAGCAACCUUGCAUUGGUAUGGGCAGUGGCGGAUCUAGUGUAGAAGAAGUGGGGUGCAUGGACCCCACUUAA